AUGCGGAGAACAACCAUCCGCCUCUGCCACGUGUCACUCUCUACCCGCCAAUACUCCUCCACCUCUCCUCCACCGCCGGCGAGCGCCGCACCGCCGCCGCUCAUCCGAGUUUCGAACCACGUUGCCAAGCUGGGCCCGCCGAAAGCAGGCCCGAAGCCCAGGCAGCUCCUCUCCCUGCCGCCUUUCCCCGCCGGUCGACAUUUGCCGGGGAAGAAGUCAUACCACGACGGUGCCGUUUCACACGUCACAGCUGUCAGUUGGCUCCGGUAUUACUUCCAUGAGAUUGACGACGCUGCAAUUCGGUCUCAUUUCAACAAAGGCCUUGUUCAAAUGGAAUGCGAAAGCUCAAUUGGGAAGCAUAUGAGAAAGAUUAGGCCUAGUGAGGUGAUGGAGGAAGGUGCAAGAGUAUAUGUAGCCGUAUCGAUUGCGGAGAGUAAAGUUUCGAGGAGAUUCGACUGCAUACCGAGUGAGACAUUGUACCCGAAUGCAGAUGAGAUUGACUACUUGCAAAGGCUUGUCAAGUACAAGGACUCUGCUAUAAUAGUGCUGAACAAGCCCCCAAAACUGCCGGUCAAGGGUAAUGUGCCAGUCCAUAACAGCAUGGACGCAUUGGCAGCUGCAGCGUUAUCUUAUGAUUACGAUGAAGGUCCUAAAUUGGUACAUCGGCUUGACAGAGAGAGCAGCGGCAUCCUUUUAAUGGGAAGAACAAAAGAAAGUUUAUAUCUUCUUCAGUCGUUAUACACUGACAUCAACGUUGGGAAAUCAUCAUGCAGGGCUUGGAAUGAUGCAUGUAGAGCAAAAUGUCAGAGGUACUGGGCAUUGGUUAUAGGGUCGCCCAAGGAAAAGGAAGGCUUAAUAUGUGCUCCUCUUACGAAGGUGCUUCUUGAUGAUGGGAAGACAGAGCGGGUCAUUUUGGCUCAUCAAUCAGGAUUAGAAGCUUCCCAACCGGCUCUAACUCAAUAUCGGGUGCUUGGUCCUACGAUAAAUGGAUGCUCAUGGAUUGAAUUACAACCACUCACUAGCCGGAAGCAUCAGCUCCGUGUUCAUUGCGCUGAAGCUCUAGGCACACCAAUCGUGGGCGACUAUAAGUAUGGGUGGUUUGUUCAUCGGAGAUGGAAACAAAUGCCUCAUAUUGAUAUUGAGCCAGCAACUGGGCUACAAUACAAGUUGCGGAGGCCAGCGGGUCUGGAUGUACAGAAAGGAAGUGUUGUAUCAAAAGUCCCUCUUUUACAUUUACACUGUAGAGAGCUGGUACUCCCCAAUAUUGCUAAGUUCCUUUGUUUAUUGGAUCAGAAGUUAGACAACCGGUACACUGUAGAUAGUUCGAAGCCGGAUGUCCUUCGGUUUGUGGCAUCGAUGCCAACCCACAUGAAAAUUAGCUGGAAUCUCAUGUCAUCUUAUUUGGUGUAGAGGACAGGUUAGUAAGCUGUCAAUCAGCUCAGUCAUUCCCCUGAUAGAAUUGGCCAAAGCCUUCUUUUGACUACUUCUUUGAGCGCUGUAUAUAACCAAAGAACGUAGACCUUUGACGAUC
Fragaria vesca subsp. vesca is the source of this 1531-nucleotide messenger RNA. Its product is annotated as RNA pseudourine synthase 3, mitochondrial-like. NCBI's taxonomy places the organism in Eukaryota, Viridiplantae, Streptophyta, Magnoliopsida, Rosales, Rosaceae. The record is from RefSeq and is a predicted model, not a curated record. Gene Ontology annotation, biological process: pseudouridine synthesis. The coding region runs from base 1 to 1410 and encodes 469 amino acids. Gene Ontology annotation, molecular function: RNA binding; pseudouridine synthase activity. The transcript has 9 exons.